AUUUUUUGGGGGCGGGGUCCGAGUAACGUGGCGAAUUUACUGAAGUUGACGUCGGUCGGUACAUUCGACAACAAUUAGUUCGAGGUAUGACAAAUGUUUAGAUCACAAACUACACAUGGAAACCUAAAAACUUCAACAAAAAAGGAAUACUGGAAUACUAUCAUGGCAGCUCGCGGAGACGAAGUUCAGAGGCAAAUACAAAGGGACUGGGCAAACCGUGAAUAUAUUGAAGUUAUUUCUAGCAGUAUUAAGAAGAUUGCUGACUUUUUAAAUGGUUUUGAUUUAUCUUGCCGUUCAAGGCUUGCCACAUUAAAUGAAAAACUAACAGCUUUGGAAAGGAGGAUUGAAUAUAUUGAAGCAAGAGUUUCGAUGGGUGAAACAUUAAGUUAAACAAAUAUAAGAAAUUCUUCAAUGAAAUUAUUUGAAUGAAACCAAUGGAUUACUUCCUUUAAGCAGAUAAGAAUACGAUAUUCAAAAUUGAGUGUUAUAAACAUAUUUCAAUUUUUUUAUAUAAUCAAAUUGUUGCCUUGCGUUAAAUUUUUGUUGCAUAUUUGUGUCGCUGUUUGAAUUCAAUGUUAAAAUGGUAAUUUCUGCAAAUAUUUAACCUAAUUUUUCCUAGUAUUUUAGGUUGCAUAUUUUCAUUGGCAUACAACUCUGUCCUAAAUUUUUUUUUGCUAUUUCAAGGUGCUUUGUCCUGUUUCGUGGUACAUUUGUAUUAUCUGUGCUGUUGUGUCACCCCACUGAUUUUCCAUGCACUCUUUGCACUACUUUGUACAAAGUAUUUAAAUAUGUCAAAAGGUAAUAAUACCUUGCUACUCCCAAUGGCAAAUUGGUACAGAUUAAAGACGCUCAACCUUGCUAUAUACCCAGUUGCAAUUUGGUACACGCCUUGUAUAUGUGACAUAUUUACUAAAUGAUACAUAUUCCCAUCUAUUGUUAUUUGUGUGUUAUUGAAUUGUGCAUUUAUUCAUUCUGAUGGUAUGUUCUAUCAUAUCCUAUCUCACUUAUUUUGUCAAAAGUUUACUUUUCUCGAGGAAACAAAAACCAAAAAACAGAAAACAAUAACUAAGAAACCAGAUUUUGUAUUCACAGUAUGUAAUCACUAUAACAUUUAAAAUAUAUUUGAAAACCAA
Molecule: messenger RNA, 1133 nt
Organism: Ciona intestinalis (vase tunicate)
Lineage: Eukaryota; Metazoa; Chordata; Ascidiacea; Phlebobranchia; Cionidae
Source: RefSeq, a predicted model, not a curated record